Molecule: messenger RNA, 1074 nt
Organism: Cavenderia fasciculata
Lineage: Eukaryota; Evosea; Eumycetozoa; Acytosteliales; Cavenderiaceae
Exons: 1
Coding region: 1-1074 (357 amino acids)
Source: RefSeq, a predicted model, not a curated record
AUGUCGUGUCUCUGGAUCGAGAAUACACAGUCUGCAGGUUGGAUGGACAUUAUUAUCAAAGACCAACAACACCUACCUCUCAAGAAACUAAUUAAAUAUGAACAUGCACAAGUCACAAUACCAUUGGCACUAUGUCAUUAUUUGGAAAAGGUUUAUAUAGAUUUCUCAAAGAAUACAUGUCAAGAGAUAUGUGAUGUAUUGUCAAGUUUUCAUCAUCUAAAGUCACUUGAUAUCAAUAUAAAGAGAUGUAUUGGCCUUUUAGACAUUGACAAGGUGUUUUCAAGUCUGCCUCGUAAGACUUUGACCAAACUAAAAUGGGGUCCCCGAGAGAAAGACUCUUAUUACAAUCCAAGUGCUCAACCCUUUCCAUUCCACCUAUUACCAACAACCCUCACCAAAUUCUAUAUGAGGGAUCGUAGUCAAGCAUGGACUCUACCAUACUAUGACUAUGUAUUUACCAAUUCCGUCAGAUCAAUCACACAACACAACCACCCCACCAAACAACUCAUGGAAUAUAUAUCAUCCCCUUCUUCUCCAGUCACACACCUCCACCUCAUCGUCAACCAAAUAGCAUCACACUGGAUCAAAGGACUAGCAUUGGUACCACCAUCACUCCAAGUUCUCACAUUAGAGUCUAAUUGUGAUACAUACCAAAUAGAUUGUAUAUUAAAGUAUAGUGGACCACUGCCAAACCUACAUACCAUCAAAAUAGAGCCAUUCAAAGAUAUUAUCAAACCCCUCAUUUCAUUUAUGGCAGUUAGUAAGUCACUUCGAGUCAUUGAUUUCUAUUCAGAUACGUUUGCCUAUUCCUUUUACCAAGAUAAAAGUUUAGAAACCUUUUUGUCUGCAAUUGCCAAUAGUAUAUCGGUUGAAAGGGUAUACUUUAGAAAAUCAAUGGUCAAGUAUAUUCUAGGUGACAUCAAUUCACUCCAAACUUCAUUCUCUACAUUAUCAACAACCCUCCUCCUCCCAAAUAAUGAUUUAAUUAUAUUCAAUUUAAUUAAUAAUAAUAAUAAUCAUAUUGAUUUAUCUUCAUACCAAUUAAAUCCAUUGGUCCCUGAUCUAAAUAAAUAA